Messenger RNA from Sinocyclocheilus rhinocerous, 2484 nucleotides. Its product is annotated as anaphase-promoting complex subunit 7-like. Lineage: Eukaryota; Metazoa; Chordata; Actinopteri; Cypriniformes; Cyprinidae. The transcript is spliced from 7 exons. Gene Ontology annotation, biological process: cell division; positive regulation of mitotic metaphase/anaphase transition; protein ubiquitination. Gene Ontology annotation, molecular function: protein binding. Gene Ontology annotation, cellular component: anaphase-promoting complex. The coding region runs from base 116 to 1165 and encodes 349 amino acids. The record is from RefSeq and is a predicted model, not a curated record.
UCAUUUCCUGCCGUUUAAAAAACUCUUCUCUGUAGCAUUGCUGCAUCUUCCGCUGUGUCGCAGCGCGUUUAUUAACUGGAAUUGUGCUUUGAAGUUGAAAGCUAAUCGAUUGAAGAUGAAUGUGAUCGAUCAUGUGCGGGAAAUGGCAGCGGCCGGGCUGCACUCUAAUGUCCGGAUCAUCAGUAGUUUACUCCUGACCAUGAGCACCAACAACCCGGAGCUUUUCUCGCCGUCUCAGAAGUACCAGCUGCUGGUGUAUCACGCUGAUGCUGUUUUCCAUGAUAAAGAGUACAGGAACGCAGCCUGUAAGUACAACAUGGCUUUACAGCAGAAGAAAGUGAUCAGCAAAACAUCUAAAGUGCGUCCAUCCAGCACAGGCGGCACAACAUCUGCAGUGCAGGCACAGAACUUGCCGUCAGAGAUUGAAGUGAAAUAUAAAAUCGCAGAGUGUUACACUAUUCUGAAGCUGGAUAAAGAUGCCAUAGCAGUGCUGGAGGGGAUCCCUUCACGCCAGAGAACGCCAAAGUACUCCAACUUAAACUUCAUACACUUCAGAGAAGCCAUGAGACUGGCGCCCUGUCGUCUGGACUGCUAUGAAGGUCUGAUUGACUGCUAUCUUGCCUCUAAUGGUAUCCGGGAGGCUAUGGGAAUGGCCAACAAUAUUUACAAGACCCUGGGAGCGAACGCCCAAACUCUCACCAUCCUGGCCACAGUGUGUCUGGAAGAUCCCAUGACCCAGGAGAAGGCCAAGACUCUGCUGGACAAAGCCCUCGCUCAGAGGCCCGACUAUAUCAAAGCUGUCGUGAAGAAAGCAGAGCUCCUCAGUCGAGAACAGAAGUAUGAGGAAGGAAUAGCACUUCUACGGAACACAUUAGCCAAUCAGAGCGACUGCGUGCUGCACAGGAUGCUGGGGGAUUUUCUUGUAGCUGUUAAUGACUAUCAGGAGGCCAUGGACCAGUACAGUAUAGCGCUAAGCCUCGAUCCGAAUGACCAGAAGUCUCUGGAGGGCAUGCAGAAGAUGGAGAAGGAGGAGAGUCCCACAGACGCCACGGUGGAGCUGGACGGUGACGAUAUGGAGGGCAGCGGGGAGGAGGGAGAUCUGGAGGGCAGUGACAGCGAGGCGGCGCAGUGGGCCGAUCAGGAGCAGUGGUUCGGCAUGCAGUGACCCUCAGCACUCGCUAAGAGACUCUUGAGCUUCAGCACUAAUUACACAAAUGAUGCACUCUUAAUGUAUUUUCUAACGGUAGUUAAACAGCGUGGGUUUCAAGUUUGCUGUUUUGGGCCAAAUACAGGACUAGGCAACUUUUUUUCAUUAAGGUGUCAAACCUGUCAUUUAUUUCGCAUGCGCUGAGCUUUUUUUUCCCAGUAAAAGUGAUGAUUGUUAAAGACGCAUCUUUUAAUGAACCACAAUCCCACAAAAUCUUUUUUCUCUCUCUCUCUGAUCUUGUGUGUAGUAAACAUGUCAAAGUCAUAUUUCACACCAAAAUCAAAAAGAAAAUGCUUUGUGUUCAUGUUAGGAAUUUUUCACAUUAGCACAUUUCAGCCAUUUUCUUUACUGCAAUGUUAUUUUACAUUUAUUCAAAGUGGUGAUUAAGAUAAUGCAGUGCUACUUUUUUUUUUGCUUUAAUAAUUUUUGUAUUAUGCAAAAGUGUUUUGUUUUAUUUGCUUUUGUUUCGUCUGAAUAUAACCCAGAUGUUCUUGACUAAGUUUUGUGACAUUUAACAGAGCAUGUAAGCGAUGCAGUCAUUAAUUUCUGUAGCCCUAAGCGCAUUUUUUUUUCAGUGUUUGUCUUCUAUUAAUGUUUCUAUAUUGUAAAUAAGACUAUUUUUUAAAUGUUUUGGAAUUAAAAUCAUGGCAUGAAAAAUGUUGACCUAUUCAGUUACUAAACAGAAUAUCUCUUUUCCUAUCCUAAUACAAAAUAAAUCACGUGUUGUCACAGGGUAAAGAAAGAGCAGAGCAACCACGUAACAUUUUAUUAACCACAAGUCAUUGUGAUAAUUACAACACUGAUUCGGCAGCACCCGCCCUCCAUUUCCAUGGCAACUGCUGGAAGAGACCGCCUGUCUCUCAAUGUCACACACACACACCUAACACCUGCUUUAAAACAUAUUGCACAUCCCUGUGCAAAGCAACAAGAACAAUCAAUUUUGGUUAAUUUACAUAUCUCACAAAAGAUCUGCGAAAAUGAUGCUUUUUUUCACUAAUGACAUCUUUUUUUUCUUUUCAAAUAUUGCAGUUCUAUACAAAAGUUUCUAACAUAAGGGGACAUGCACCAUGAAAACUGCUGUAAUGUUACAUUUUAAGAGUAUUUUCAAAGUUCACUGGGUCUCAAAUCAUUUUUUUCCACUCCUAAUGCUUGAGCUUCUAAACUAAUGAGGCAAAUGCUUGGGUUUUUUAGCAGUUGACAUGCAGGCCUAGAAAGAUGUGUGGAGCUGCUGAAAACAACAUGCACUAAAGUCACAAAAACCUCACAGCUUCUGCAAG